Molecule: messenger RNA, 2437 nt
Organism: Coregonus sp. 'balchen'
Lineage: Eukaryota; Metazoa; Chordata; Actinopteri; Salmoniformes; Salmonidae
Source: the annotation of a GenBank genome assembly
AGUUGAGUACGAAUGCCAAAGGCGGGGCUUACGUACGUACGAGCCAAUCAGUGCCACGUUAGUAAACUGCCUGGGCAUGUUCAGUCGAGUGUUCGGGUCGGGUGGACGUGUCAGCAGAGGUACUGUAUGCUAGCCAUGCUUUAAGCAAUUUGUAUAUUAAAUCGUUAGCAAAGUGUUUUUGUUAGUAAAUGUUUUUGUAAUAUAGCUAAGCAAGUACCUUAUUAUGUUGUUAUUUUACGACAUUUUGAUUGUUCAUUUGAUUUUGCUACGUUGACAACACGCGGUCUGGAAGACGGACAGAUGUAAAACAAUGUGGCUGGUAUUCACGUUUAGACACGUUCUUUGGCAUCAUGUCUACUCUUUAGUCACGAGUUUGUUGCGUUUUCUCAAUGUAGGUAGCUAGUUCUAGAUAUUGUGACAUAGCUAAACUUAUCUAGUGUUCUUUUUGUCUUUUCUUUCGUUUUCUCCAAUGAAAUAAAUACAAACGUUUGUUGCAGAUGUGAUACUACAUGGAAAGAGAAAUGUCUGAAACAUGGACUUCAAUUGGAAGUAAAACCCAUCGCAAUUCUUGGGGACUUCUCAACAACUCCAGAUAUUUAUCCCGGAAAGCCAUGCUCCUCAGUGCUGUGGAGAACGCCAGAGCACGGAAGAAGCAUCAAAAGAAGAAUAACAUCUCCAAUAAGAGAAAAAGGACAGAGGAAAACAAUGAAACGCAGGACACUAUCCAAAGAGUAAAAAAUAUAAAAUUACCUGAGAAUGACACGUGUCUAGAAGUUGAUAGCACUCUAAAACCCACAGACUCAUGGACUCAUGUUGCUAAAUUUGGACUGCCAUUGCCCCCUACAGUAGAGGGUUUGCCAAUAGCUGCUUCUGGGGACAACAGCAUAGCCAACCAGCAGACUUCAAAAGGCACAAAGCUGGUUGGGGCCACUCUGAGUGAACGAUGGGAGGUGGACAGUGGAUUUGUGUCUGAGGCCAGCCCUCCAACUAGUGGACGUAGUUCUCCCUGCCACACAAUGAGCCCAACCACCGUGGUGGCCAUGGACUGCGAGAUGGUUGGUACAGGGCCAGGGCGGGCGCACUAGUGAAUUGGCACGCUGCAGCCUGGUGGAUUACCAUGGCAACGUCCUGUACGAUAAGUACAUCCGUCCGUGCCAGGCUGUGACUGACUACAGGACCCGUUGGAGUGGCAUCCAGAGGCACCAUUUACAGAACGCUCUGCCCUUCCCCAAGGCUAGGACAGAGGUGAGAAGAGAAUGAGAUGGUCUGGUACUCUUUGGCCUUUAAUAGUAUUAUUUAUUUUGUGACUUCUGGACCAAGGAGUGGAGUAGUCUAUAUGCUAGAAAGCCCAACUGGACCUAGUCAUGGUCUCAAAGGAAAGGAGAUGUACAAUGGAAGCCAUUUAUAAUUGGUUUAAUACUUUGAUUAUUCCUAUUUGUUUUGUAUGUGUGUUCACGUUGGUAAUGGCCACCAAUACUAUGUUUGCUUUCCUUGUCCAGAUACUACGAAUACUGGAUGGGAAAGUGGUGAUCGGUCACGCUCUGUACAAUGACUUCCAGGCCUUGGACUUCACCCACCCAUGUCACAUGAUCAGGGACACAAGUGGUAUGCGUCUGCUCAGGCGACUGGCUGGCUUCCCCACAAAGCGCUGUGUCUCACUCAAGAUCCUGGCCAACAGCCUCCUAAACAGGAAAAUACAGGUGAGCGCUCCUUCCUGCCUUCUCUAACCAGAGAUGGCUAACUGUUUGGUGACCAUUUUAAAAGCAUCUGAGGUUAGGGAUCUGAAUAGAUCGAUGGAUAUAUCUUAACAGACUUGACCGUGUUGGGUUGGUCAUUGGCGUCAACAUGAUCUUUGUCUUGUCCCUAACAGGUUGGAAGGAGGGGCCACAGUUCAGUGGAGGACGCUCUCGCUUCCUUGGACCUGUAUAAACUCGUGGAGGGGGAGUGGGAACAGGAUAUGCAAGAGAGAAUGAGGGACCGAGACACAGGCACUCUCCCAGACCCCGCCACCUCAAACCACUACAUGCAGGACCAGUACUGGCCAGAGGACUUGACCAAUGACAGCCAUUGAGAGAAGCCUGUGUAGGAGGGUUGAUGGGGUAGAAGUAGGCCAGGGGUUUUAAGUAAAAUGGUCCCAAGUUGGCAAGGGUGAUACUAAAUUCAUCUGAUCAGCUAAUAUUGCACACAUACAUGCUGGGAGCCACAGUUUCCACAGGGGAUAAGGUCAUGGCAACACGUCAAGUCGCUCAAUGUCAAGAAUGGCAUCAGGAAAGGGAGUGAACUGUGAAAGGAAGGGGUAAAUGCAAUGACGAGGGAUUUAUUUUAAGGUAUUGCAGCCGUAUGUCUUUGUGUGUAUGUAGAGCAUGUCAAGUUUGACAUGGUUAACUUACUACUUGGAUAGUUAGAACAAUGGCUGGAAGUCUAUGGGUAUCUGCUA